AUGUUCAACCGCAAGUUCUCCAUCAACCGGCACACCGGUGUGCCCAAGCCCAGACGCUUUAGUGUUGGCGAGGCUGGUGCCAACGAGGUCCAGUCCAAGACUCACAGACAAUUCCGCAAUGCCCACGAGGGCCACCAGCCCCACGCUGGUCUCGAUGCCAGCCGUUCCUCCACCGGUGUCGUCUGGUGUACCGAACGCGCCGCCGAGUACGGUUUCCUCGAGGACCCCGAUUCCUGGGCCAACCUGGGUCAGGGUGCCCCCGAAGUCGAGGAUGAUAUCGCCGGUUGCUUCCCCCGUCCCACGACGAUCGACAUCUCCAUGGCCGGUCGCGAGUACGGUCCCACGGCCGGUAUCAAGCCUCUCCGUGAGGCCGUCGCCAACCUCUACAACGUCAUGCAUCGCGAGGGCAAGCAGAGCCAGUACACUUGGGAGAACGUUGCUAUCGUUCCUGGUGGUCGCGCCGGUCUGAUUCGUAUUGCCGCCGUUCUCGGAAACUCAUACCUCUCGUUCUUCUUGCCCGAUUACACAGCUUACAACGAGAUGUUGUCGCUUUUCAAGAACUUCUCUGCCAUUCCCGUCCCUCUGGCCGAGGAAGACGGCUACCACAUCCACCCCGACCGCAUUUCCGAGGAGAUCUCCCGUGGUUCAUCCGUCAUCCUGACCUCCAACCCCCGCAACCCCACCGGCCGCGUUGUUGCCAACCCCGAGUUGGCCGAGAUUCAGGACAUCUGCCGUGGCCGCGCCACUUUCAUCAGCGACGAGUUCUACUCCGGCUACAACUAUACGAGCAACUGUGACGGCAGCACGAUCUCCGCUGCUGAGAACGUGGAGGACGUCGACGAGGACGAUGUCCUCAUCAUUGACGGCUUGACCAAGCGCUUCAGACUCCCCGGCUGGCGUAUCGCUUGGAUUCUUGGCCCCAAGGAGUACAUCAAGGCUAUUGGCUCUUGCGGAAGUUACCUCGACGGUGGCGCCAACCACCCCUUCCAGGAGGCCGCUAUCCCCAUGCUCGACCCUACCCUCGUCAAGGAGGAGAUGGUCUUCCUUCAGAAGCACUUCCGCGACAAGCGUGACUACGUCGUUCGCAGACUGCGCGAGAUGGGCUUCGUCAUCAAAUACGUGCCCGACUCUACCUUCUACCUCUGGCUGAACUUGGAGGGUCUCCCCGACGCCAUCUCUGACGGCCUCAACUUCUUCCAGGCCUGCUUGGAGGAGAAGGUCAUCGUCGUCCCCGGUAUCUUCUUCGACCUGAACCCCUCCAGACGCCGCGACCUGUUUGACAGUCCCUGCCACCACUUCGUCCGCUUCUCGUACGGCCCCAGGAUGGAGACCCUGAAGAACGGUCUCGACGGCAUCGAGCGCGUUGUCAACAAGUAA
Molecule: messenger RNA, 1377 nt
Organism: Colletotrichum karsti
Lineage: Eukaryota; Fungi; Ascomycota; Sordariomycetes; Glomerellales; Glomerellaceae
Product: aminotransferase class I and II
Exons: 6
Coding region: 1-1377 (458 amino acids)
Biological process (GO): biosynthetic process
Molecular function (GO): pyridoxal phosphate binding
Source: RefSeq, a predicted model, not a curated record